GUCACUUUCUCAUUGGACCCCUAACUUCAUGACCUCUCUUUUUAUAAGCCCAAAGUACCCCUCCCUCGCAGUCUUUUUAACGAGCCCAAAAUACCCCUCCAUCGCAAUUUCUUCCCCUCCAUUUCACGCACAGAGAGAGACCCGUGUCUGCAGAUUCUCUUUUCAAGAAGUAACUUUUAGUUUGAUAUAAAAAUGUCGCCAACUGAAUCAUCACGUGAAGAGCAUGUUUACAUGGCCAAGUUGGCCGAACAGGCUGAACGUUAUGAAGAAAUGGUGGAGUUUAUGGAGAAAGUUGCAAAGACAGUUGAUUCGGAGGAGCUAACUGUGGAGGAAAGGAACUUGCUCUCCGUAGCCUACAAAAAUGUCAUUGGAGCUAGGAGGGCUUCUUGGAGGAUCAUAUCUUCCAUUGAGCAGAAGGAAGAGAGCAGAGGAAAUGAAGAUCAUGUCACAAUCAUCAAGGAGUACAGGGGCAAAAUUGAAGCUGAGCUCAGCAAGAUCUGUGACGGAAUCUUGAACCUCCUUGAGUCGCAUCUUGUUCCCUCUGCCUCAUCUGCUGAGUCCAAGGUAUUUUACCUCAAGAUGAAGGGUGAUUACCAUAGGUAUCUUGCUGAGUUCAAGACGGGGGCUGAGAGGAAGGAAGCUGCUGAGAGCACUUUGUUGGCUUACAAGUCUGCUCAGGAUAUUGCACUUACUGAACUGGCUCCUACUCACCCAAUAAGGCUUGGGCUUGCUCUUAACUUCUCUGUCUUCUACUAUGAGAUCCUUAACUCUCCUGAUCGUGCUUGCAAUCUUGCCAAGCAGGCUUUUGACGAGGCUAUUUCUGAGCUGGAUACAUUGGGUGAGGAGUCUUACAAGGACAGCACAUUGAUCAUGCAACUUCUCCGAGAUAAUCUGACACUCUGGACCUCUGAUAUCACGGUCUCUCUCUCUCUCUCUCUCUCUCAUAUUCAUAUUCUUUCCCCAAGGUUGCACACGUGCACACCCAUUUGCACAUUUGUGUAAGGAUGCAUUUAUGUACAUGUGUUUGUUGAGGUUUGGCCGACCCCUGAAGCUGUCUAACCAUUCUCGCUUCUAAUUACAGAAUCAUUAAAUCCUGUUUUGGAACCAUAUGUGCAGAAUAACCCAUUUGUGCAUUGCAUAUUUUAAAAAACGCUAUGUGCUUUGCAUUUGGAAGUUGCAACAAUCACUACCUGAGUGGACAGAGUUGACAACAUUCUCUUAAGUUCAAAGGCAAAUUAUGCCUGAUACUAUAUGUUAUGUUCGCCAAUUUAUGUUGGCUUGUUCAGGACCUUUUUUUUUAUAUCACAAUUCAUCAUUGUUUGAAGUUAUAGGGCAUCUUAUGAGAGACAUAAGCAGAGUAUGAUAUUAGAAUGGUCUUGGGUGGUUUUGACCUGAUGUUGCUUAUGCAUGAGCAACUGCUUGUAACUUUCAAAGGCUUUUAGUUUAUAUUAUUCUGGUUA
Populus trichocarpa (black cottonwood) is the source of this 1460-nucleotide messenger RNA. Its product is annotated as 14-3-3-like protein A. The record is from RefSeq and is a predicted model, not a curated record. Bases 193 to 1002 code for a protein of 269 amino acids. Gene Ontology annotation, biological process: signal transduction. Lineage: Eukaryota; Viridiplantae; Streptophyta; Magnoliopsida; Malpighiales; Salicaceae. The transcript is spliced from 4 exons. Gene Ontology annotation, cellular component: cytoplasm.